Cherax quadricarinatus is the source of this 14703-nucleotide messenger RNA. RefSeq names its product mevalonate diphosphate decarboxylase (gene Mvd). Gene Ontology annotation, cellular component: cytosol. Gene Ontology annotation, biological process: isoprenoid biosynthetic process; isopentenyl diphosphate biosynthetic process, mevalonate pathway. The record is from RefSeq and is a predicted model, not a curated record. NCBI's taxonomy places the organism in Eukaryota, Metazoa, Arthropoda, Malacostraca, Decapoda, Parastacidae. Gene Ontology annotation, molecular function: diphosphomevalonate decarboxylase activity; ATP binding.
CGUAUGUAAGUUCUCAUCUUCUCGGUAUUGUAUACCACUGUUGUAAGAAAAGACAAUAACCCAAAUUCCUCGCAUCAGCAUAACUUCACCGAGCACGCAUAUGCAAACGCAUACAGACACACAUCCACAAAUAUGUGUAUAUGUUUACAUGUGCAUAUAUAUGUACAUAAAUGCACAUAUACAUAAGCACACUUGUACAUAUGCAUAAGUAUACGUCCACACACGUAUGCAUAUUCCAUACGCCUGGCGGGGCCAGGAGCUGUGUUUCAACCCCAUAACCACAUAUGGGGGGAAAGCGAGAUGAGAAACUUAUUUUACCUCUUAAUGACUCCAUUAGCUUCACUUUGAGUCAGGAUGAUAUGUGUGCAAAGACAACAGUUACUAUUUCUCCAAAAUUCACAGAGGACAAAUUUUGGCUGAAUGGAAAAGAAGAAUCACUAGAAAACCCAAGAAUACAGAAUUGCCUGAAAGAGAUUCGUCGGCGAGCUUCAAAAAGAAAAUUGGAAGGGUCAGCUGAAGAUAUAUUGAACUGGCAUAUACAUAUAUGUUCAGCUAACAAUUUUCCCACUGCUGCUGGUUUGGCCUCCUCAGCUGCUGGGUAUGCAUGUCUUGUGUAUGCUCUUGGGCAAGUGUAUGGCAUAGAAGGGGAUUUGUCUUCCAUUGCUCGUCAGGGAUCAGGGAGUGCUUGUCGCAGCAUUUAUGGAGGCCUCGUCAGGUGGCAUAAAGGAGAGUUGGAAGAUGGCACUGACUCUAUAGCACGACCAAUUGCUCCUGCAGAUCACUUUCCCAAUCUAAGAGUCAUUAUUUGUGUGGCCAAUUCUGAGCGUAAAAAGACAGGCAGCACAGAUGGAAUGAGACAAACUGUUCAGACUUCAAAAUUAAUGCAGCAUCGUAUCAAAGAAUCCGUUGUUUCUCGAAUGGAGUCCAUGAUAAAGGCAAUCAAGGACAAAAAUUGGCCUGCCUUCUGUGAUCUUACAAUGGCUGACAGUAAUGAGAUGCAUGCAGUCUGUCAGGACACUUUUCCACCCUGUGUGUACAUGACAGACACUUCACAUGCUGUGGCUAACCUUGUACAUCAGUACAAUGAUCUCAAAAUUUCUCAACGUGACAUUAAUCAUAAGGUUUGCUACACAUUUGAUGCUGGUCCAAAUGCUUGUUUAUUUGUCCCUGGAGCUGUUGUGGAAGAAGUCUUAGCAUUGUUACUUUUUGCCUUCCCACCCAGUUCAUCACAAAGCCCUGCUGAGUAUGUUAGAGGCAUUCAGGCUCACCCAGUCACUCUGUCUAAGGAACUGACAUCCAUGGCUGGCGAAGAUAUUGAAAGUGGAAAAUUAAUGUACCUAAUUCAUACCAAAGUAGGUGAUGGACCUCGAGUGAUACCUGAUGCUGAUGAGAGUCUUCUAGAUGCAACAACAGGUUUGCCAAAGCCAGCUAGUGGUGCUGCAUAGGGCUGGAUAAGUAGAAGUAAAAUCUGGAGCCCAUGCAGAAGGCUGCUAUUCAUUUGUUUGCAGUUAUUGUUUCAACAUAUCUAAAAGAGUUUAACUUAAAGGAUAAAUAGAAUUAUAUGAGAAAGGUAUUAUGCUCUCUAGAAUUGAUAUAUGUAGUUCAAAAACAAAAUAAAAAGUAUUGCUAAAUUUCAAGCCCUGUAGGUGUAUAGUCAUACAGUAUGUUAACAGUGCAAUAAAAAGGGUUAACAUACUCAAAUAAAGCUGAUGGAGUAUGAUGGUCUUUAAAGAAAUUGCUUGAUUAAGCACAGAUUGUGACAGCUGAAUGUCAUAUUUACUGAGCCGGAUUCAAUAUAUUUAACCCUUUCAGUGUCAGUCACGUUGUUCAACGGCUUUGAAGCCAGCAUCAGUCCCUGUAGUACUACACCAUGAGUUCAGCUCACUCAAAUAAGCUGUGAAUGGUAACUUUGGGCCUAGAUAUGAGAGAAUGGGUCUAGGCGAUAAGUGUGCACCAUAUAAAAAAAAUCCUGCAGCACGCAGUGCUGCUGUUGUGGUUAACAUAAAAAUUAAGGCAUAGCCUACUCUCAAAUAAUCUAUUCCCUACUUGGUUUUUCCACAUCUACAAGGAUGAAGGAAAAGAUUAAAACAUUGACUGUACAGUGUAUUUUCGUAUGGCUUUUAUGGUUGUAUUAUCAGUUUCAUUUUAUAGAAUGGAACAUAUAGAAAUAGAGAUGAUUUUGAGUGGUUUCAGGACUUAAAGUAGCUUGAAAUUGAGCUCAAAGUAGCAGAAAUGUUCAAUUUUUGCCAAUAUUCCAAUAAGCGUCCAUCUGGCCAGUCUAAUAUGCAUUUAGGAAUGCACUGACAUUAUUUUUACAAUUAUUACAAUAAUGCAGUACAGUAGUCUGCAUAACAGUAAAUCUUCUAUUUUUAGUAUGAAUAAAAAUUCAAGCUGGAAAGCAAGUGUAAUAUAAGAGAGGCCUGGGAACAUAACUAAUGAACAGAGGGAAUGUUUUUUUAGUGCCAGGAAUGUCUACAUUGUUUAUUCUGAACCCUAUUUCUAAAUUGGCAUUUUUUAAUUUUGUGUGAAAUUGGCCAAAUUACCAAUUUCUGAUCACUUUAUUGGAUAGUUGAAAUAGGUAAAUGGGUGUUUCUUGUACUCAGUUGAUAAAAUAGAAGGAAUACCAGCAAAACAGGUAUGAGUUUGGUCAACUGGAACAAUGGAAUUGGCCAAAAACAGGGUGCAAAGCGGGCAAAAUCACUGAUGUGUAAAUAUCGCCGAGAUCACUAACUUUGUGAUAGUGUAAUUCCAUGAGUUUUCCAUCAAAUUUAAUACUUUUGGUUUCACUACCUUCAGAAAAAGAUUCUCUAUCAUUUCUUAAGUUUUUUUUUUUACCUAGAGAGAGAGAAUUUGAGAUCAGGAGUCUCAACCCUGAAAGGGAUAUAAUAUGUGUGCUUGUAUUGUAUAUUUAAUUUGAUGAUCAUUCCACCUAUAUCUGUACCUAACACAUUAAUAAAUCAUUACCCAAAAUUAAAUGGAAUCAUGGAAAAUACUGUACUUAAACAGCUUCUAGGAGAGAACUUAUGUUUUACUCUGAAGUCCUUUUACUAGCUGCUUCAAAGCUGUACAUCAUCACAAAAUAAUAAUAAGUCAGACUCUAAUGGUAAUAGGCUUACCUUCACCAGUCACAGAUCAGAUCAGACUCGGAAAAAAUUAACAAGUACACUGUAAUGUGCAAGUUUUAAUAGAUAGUGACAUGCAGUUUGGCAAUUUGAGUGAGGAACUUAUUAAUUGCAUAUUUUAUGCCACAUUUAAGUUUAGACUGAAAUAUUAAUUUGGAAAUAAUAGAAAGUUACCUUUUGUAGGUCCCUCAUAUCCUCAGCCUAUUUAUAUGAUCAAAUUAAAGAUAGUAUUACACACGAUUUUGAGAUUUAAAAUAUGCACAUGCAUUUCUGCAAAAUAAUUGUUAGUUCAAAAUGUGCAGAGUACAACACUUCCAUAGUGCCUUCCAUAUAUUUGUAGCUUGCUUCCUACAGUACCAAGAAGCUUUAUGAAAGUGUUUUGGAAAAUAUAAGAAUGCAUAAUGUUAUUGAUCAUUGCUAUACUUCAAAGCAAUGUUUGUUUAACUUAUAAGAAAAGUACCAUACAGUAUUAUAUUUAUGAUCUGUCUUCACUUCAAACCUAACCAAUAGAGAUAACCGUAACCUUGAAAUACGUUCUUGAGAAUAUAAACAUGUUUAACUAUGUGUAGAGUAAGCCCUCUCAAAAUGCAUGGGUUACAUUUCUGAAAAUUAGGGCAUACCAUAAAAUAGUAUUAUGUGAAAAUAUAGAACAUGCAGGAAAAAUAGUUACAUUCCAGACCUUUCCAAAUUUGACAAGCAUUUUAAUUAUUUUACAUGUACAGUACUAUUCUUUCUUCUUUCUUUCAACACACCGAGGCAGGGUGGCCCAAAAGGAAAAACGAAAAUUUCUCCUUUUACAUUUAGUAAUAUAUACAGCAGAAGAGGUUACCAGCCCCUUGCUCCCGGCAUUUUAGUCGCCUCUUACAACGCGCAUGGCUUACGGAGGAAGAAUUCUGUUCCACUUCCCCAUGGAGAUAAGAGGAAAUAAACAAGAAUAAGAACUAGAAAGAAAAUAGAAAACCCAGAGGGGUGUGCAUAUAUGUGCUUGUACAUGUAUGUGUAGUGUGACCUAAGUGUAAGCAGAAUUAGCAAGACAUACCUGAAAUCUUGCAUGUUCAUGAGACAGAAAAAAGGACACCAGCAAUCCUACCAUCAUGUAAAACAAUUACAGGCUUUCAUUUUUACACUCACUUGGCAGGACAGUAGUACCUCCCUGGGCGGUUGCUGUCUACCAACCUACUAUCUAGGUACAGUACUAUUAUUCUAGGUAAAAAUUACUAAAGUAUAACUUGCCUUACAGUCUAGUAGUGCUUUCUUGAGAUGAAGAUUAUAGCGAGGGUUGAUGUGGGCUCUGCUGGUCUGAGGUGUUCUUGUGUUGAUACAGAAUUGUCAGUAGUUGAAAGUUGAGUGGGAAUACUCAAGUGUUCUGUAAAUACAUCUUUUAUAUAUUUUACCCUGUAGUAUUUUAUAGAUCUGACAGUUGUGAAGAGAACUGUGUAUUAUAAAACCUUCAACUCAUCCAGCACUAAAUACACCAUCCAGUACUAAAUACACACUGUUGUAAAGGUUCACCUUUUUUCUCUCGUGCAGUUUUAGAGUACAUUAGAAUUCUGUGCCUUAUUAUCUGAGCACUAAGUGGGGUCCCUAUUUUUUUUUCCUCAGUCCACACAUUAUUUUGAUCAGGUGACACUGUCCUAUUUGAUACACAAGUUUUUAUUUAUUCUCAGUGUUCCUAAUUGUAUGAAUGGUUAAUUCAUUCCCACAAAAUUAUCUGGCAGUUUUUAUUACAUGUGAACCCCCUAUUAGCAUAUCAACAGAAUUGUAAAAUCAUACUUAUUUUAUUGAGCAUUCCACUUGGGUGCCAUAGUAAAUAUCUAGAGACCAGAUACAGUGAUGAAUAUAUCCAAAAUAGCUUGAUAAACAGUGAGAGGCAUAAGAUGUUUCCAGGUGGUGUGGAUUAUCAGUGGAAGGUAAUGAGUUAUGUACAAGGGUGUGUAGUACCCAAAUUUUGUACAUAACAUAAUGUAGUACUAAUAUCUCAUGUUAGCUGAUUCUUUUAUUUUUUUUUUUUAUCAUUCAAGCUGUCUCCCACCCAGGUAGAGUGACGUGAUAAAGAAUAAAACACUUUCACAGUCACUCAUUCAGUUACUGUUUUGUCAGAAUUGCACUGACAUUACAAUUCAGAUGACCCAGACCACAUCCCCAAUCCUUCCAGAGUUAGGCACUGUACUUUCUACCUUCCGAACUCAAGUCCAGCGAACCAGUUUCCCUGAAUCCCUUCAUAAAUGUUACCUUGCAGAUUCCAGCAACAUGUCAAAUUAUAAAAAAAAUUUCCUUCACUUGCUCCUGUCUAACACGCUCACACAAACCUGUUGGAUGUUCAAGUCCCUAGCACUCAAAACCUCUUUUAUUCCCCACCUCUCUACAACUUUUUCUAGGAUGACUUCCCUACUCCUUCCCUCCACCCCCAGAUUAAUAUGCCUUCCUAGUCAUCCUAUUUUUCUCCAUUCUCUCUAAGUCUCCAAACCACCUCAACAGCCGUCCUCAUCCCUCUGAAUAAUACCUUUGGUAACUCCACACCUACUCUCCAAACUUUGAAUUCACUACAUAAUAUUCACACUUUCACCCUCUUCCUCAGUGCAACAUUUUUGUGCACUAUCAAUUUUUUUUAGUUGCAUCUCUCUAAAUCAUGUUUCAAGCAAAUCACACAUGAUGUCAAAUUCUAAGAGGGUUUACUGUACAGUGGAACCUCAAAAAUUGAACUGCUCCCAACACAACCAGUUAUGUAAGUGCAUUUUUGUAAGUGCUUUUAUAAGUGUAUUUUUGAGGGUCUGAAAUGAACUAAUCUAAUUUACAUUAUUCCUGAUGGGAAUAAAUUCAUUCGGUAAAGGCACUCGAACAGCCUUCUGGACCGAAGAAAGUUCGAUAUUUGAGGUUCCACUGUACAUGAGUAGACAGAUAAAAACAAGAUGUUUAUAUAUAGUAUCUUGAAAUGUGAUGGCUACACUUCUGACAAGACUGCUAUUGAAUAAAUAAUGUGAAUGUAUUCACUUUGGGUUACCCUGCCUUGGUGGGAUAUAGCCAGUAUAUAGUUAAAAAAAAUAAAUAUGGUUAUUUUUUUUCCUGGAAAAGAAAUCAUAAUUUAAUGAGUAAAUUUUAAGAUUGCAGUAUUUAUAUGACUUACAUGGAAAAGAUUGAUCUUUGUAGAUGUUUACAAAUUAUUGAUGAUGAAAGACUGUAUUGUCUUAAAUAGGGAAUAGUUGCUCUAAUUUUAUGGGUAGUUGCAUCUGAAAACAGAAAACUUAGUGUAAGUGUGUAGGAGAGAGGGAGAUUACUUCCCAGUUAAAGUAGGUUUCAGACAGGGAUGUGUAAUGUCACCAUGGUUGUUUAACAUAUUUAUAGAUGGGGUUGUAAAAGAAGUAAAUGCUAGGGUGUUGGGGAGAUGGGUGGGAUUAAAUUAUGGGGAAUCAAAUACAAAAUGGGAGUUGACACAGUUACAUUUUGCUGAUACUGUACUUCUGGGAGAGUCUAAAGAAAAGUCGCAAAGGUUAGUGGACGAGUUUGGGAGGGUGUGUGUGUAAAGGUAGAAAGUUAAAAGUGAACUUAGAUAAGAGUAAGGUGAUGAGGGUAUCAAACGAUUUAUAAAAAUUGGAUAUCGCAUUGGAGGGAGGGAGUAUGGAAGAAGUAAAUGUAUUCAGAUACAGCCUCUCCUCACUUAGUGAUGUACCCAUUUACUGACCCCUCAGACUUAAAACGGGCUCUCUGACCAGUAUGCACAACUAUAUUUUAUAUAUUAGAGUUGAUUUCCUCUGUUCUGUUUAAUACAAUAUGUAGUACACUACUGCAUAAACUUUUAAGAAUGUACCAGAAAUGUUAUAAAUAGUGCAGAGGUGACAUUAAAACAAUAUCAAAGAUGGUUAACACAAACUCACUACCAUUAUAGUAUACUUUUCACUUAGCGAUGAAUUCGUUUACCAACAUGGUCUCAGGAACGGAACUCCAUCAUUAAGUGACGAGAGGCUGUAUUUGGGAGUCGACUUGUCAGCAGAUGGCUUUAUGAAGGAUGAGGUUAACCAUAGAAUUGAUGAAGGAAAAAAGGUGAGUGGUGCUUUGAGGUAUCUGUGGAGACAAAAAACGUUAUCCAUGGAGGAAAAGAAGGGAAUGUACGAGAGUAUAGUGGUACCAGCAAUCUCAUAUGGGUGUGAAGUUACUAAAAGUAUUAGAGGGCUGAAGAGGGAUUGUUGAGGUGGUUUGGUCAUUUAGAGAGGAUGGAACAAAGUAGAAUGACUUAGCAUAUAAAUCUGUAGGGUAAGGAAGGUAGAGUAGGAGUCGUCUUAGGAAAGAUUGGAGGGAGGGGGUAAAGGAGGUUUUGUGGGUGAGGGGCUUGGACUUCCAGCAAGCGUGCGUGUGUGUGUUAGAUAGGAGUCAGUGGAGACAAAUGGUUUUUGGGACCUGACAAGCUGUUGGAGUGUGAGCAGGGUAAUAUUUUGUGAAGCGAGUCAGGGAAACUGGUUAGCCAGACUUGAGUCCUGGAGGUGAGAAGUACAAUGCCUGCACUUUAAAGGAGGGAUUUGGGAUAUUGGCUAUUUGGAGGGACAUAUAAACUGUCAUAUCUGAGUGCCUCUGCAAAGACAGUGAUUAUGUAUGAAUGAUGAAAGUUUUUUCUUUCCUUUUGGGUUUUUUUCUUUUUGGGUCAUCCUGCCUUAAUGGGAAACAGCCGACAUGUUAAAAAAAAAUCAAUAUUUUUUAUUUUGCUUGAAUAAACAAAUUAAAAUGAUCAUCUAUAAAUAUUUAGAGUUUUAAAAUAUUUUAAUAGAAUUAUAACAAAAAACUGAACUCAUUGCUGAAAUCUAUAUUAAUCAAAAUCAAAUAUAAUACAGCAUAUUUCAGCUCAGUAUGCUAAUGUAAGUGGAAGAAGUGCAGUGAGAAAUAUAACUUGUGGAGUUUCACAUUUGGAGACUUGGCAACACACUUCACCUUGUUUACCAUUCACUGUGAAUGCCUUGAUGCUGGUGAAGUGCUCUUGAUACAAGGAUUUGGAGCUAUCUUCCUUGAAUCAAACCUGAUACCCUUCCAUUCUGCAGGUACUACAUGACCCUCUACAAGUUUAGCAAUUCCCAUGAUUAUAAUAAUCACUUUAAUAGACUUUCAACUUUUUGUAUAAGUAUUGUUCACUGAUGUAGUAUUGCUUGCCAUUAGUUUUCUCAAAUUAGGGAGGCUGCCAUUUUAUACUGUAAAGGUUUAAUUUUUGGCUACUCAUAAAUUGUUAAAUUAUUACUGUUUAGUGUAAUUUGAGUCAUUUAGUCACCUGUGCAAGGAAUUGCUUGCAUGUUAAGUACUGUGUACCUUGUAAGGGUAUUUCACAGUUAUUAGUCCCAGCCAUGCGAUUUUUUUUAAUUUUAGUGUCACCAGUGUUUUUAGGGUAUUAAAUUUAAAUUUUAGAUUAGCAAAAUUUUUUAGACAUUUUUUUAAUACUAUACUUUAUAUUCAGAAUAGCCUUAACUAGCCUUCUACAAAUGAGGUCUUCCAGUGGAUAAUUUCUGCUUAGACACUCUAAUGACUUAGCAUUAACUAGGCAAGAAACUAUUAUAGUUAGGCAGCAUUAUUCAUAAUUGCAUUAACUAGGUAACAAACUAUAGUAGAUAGGCAGCAUUAUACAUAACUUUAUAUGUUGUAGUACAAUAAGUCCUCACUUAAUGUCAUCAGUAGUUCUUGGAAACUGCGACUUUAAGUGAAAUGAUGUAUAACAAAACCAAUUUUACCAUAGGCUAACUGAUAUAAACAUCAGGGGUGCACAGUGCACCUUUAGCACUCGUAUAUUGGAAUAAAUGCUUGCAAAGCAAAAAUUGUAAGGAUCAUCUCCUACCACCGGGCAGUUCAAAAACGAACGUGCAAACUCCACAUAGACAGUGGUCCCGGCCGGGAAUCAAUUUUAUUUUUCAUCAGCGUUAUGACAAAACCAUGUCAAACGAAAUGAUGUGAAGUGAGGACUUAUUCUAUAGGCUUCAUAGUAAACAUAUUUUUUGUGCAUUUUAAUACAGUUGUACUAGAACUGUAUUGUUGAUAAUGUGACCACUUGUGAUAUGAAGCUGCAUCUCCGUGUGUGACUGAUAUACGUGUAUAUUAUUAUGGGCUUCCAAUUUUAUUGAGGCACAAGAAUGUACCCUUCAAGUUGACAGUGUUUAUUUUUAUUUACAGAUUCAAAGAAAUGUAAUAUAAUCAGGAAAAUAAAUACAGUAGGGCCCCACUUAUACGACAGGUUAGGUUCCAUGCUACUGCCGUAAAGCAGAAAUCGCCGUAAAGUGGAACGCCCUUUUUUUCCACUUAUAAAUGCAUAUAAAUACUAGAUAACAAAUUUACACUAACAUAUAUUAAGUUAGCAAUAGUUAGCAAUAGAACUAGGCAUUAAAAACAAAAAAGUGAAAUACACAUAUAGUACACGCAUUACUUACCUUAAAAUAUUUGUAGUCUUAAUGUAGGGUGAGAUGAGUAGUAUGUAUUGUAAGAAAUCAAGUGUGGUAUGUAUGGUAGCCAGCCAGGCUACCAUACCAGGCCACCCCACCCACACAUAAUAUGCUAUGACAUUUAAAGGGUCCCAGAGCAAUAAUAUGCAUAUACAGUGCACUCCUUACUUACCUAAAAUGUAGGGUCAGAGGUGAGUAAAUGAGAUAAAAACAAAAAAUGAGAGAGAGAGAGAAUGAAUACAUGAGAGAGGCCAACCAGAGAGUUAUGUAAACAAACCAGGCAGACGCAGGUUUUGUAAACAAACCAGGCGAUGCAUCUGGUUUGUUUACAAGAUACAUUCUGUACAAGUUGUCUCCACGUUGAUAUAGUAGAAUAAAUAAAGAGCAAUGCUCCCAUUCUCAUGUAACACCAUUUUUAGAAGAAAUGAUGCUCUGAGUGAAGGCAUACGAAAGGAAUAAUUUUCUACAGUUACCCCCAGUAAUAUUAUAGUGUACACAUUUUCUCAGAUGUUGGACUAAAGGAAAUGUUAUUCUUGCCGUCACUCGUACAAGUCGUCUGGCUACCACAUCUCAUAUUUGUUAAUUUAUUCUACAAUGGGGUGUAUUUAUCAUGUUUAUAUGUUUGGAAUCUUGUUUCUUAUAUAAUUUAGAAAAAAUAUCAUAGCUAGAUUAAUGAAAAUGUGUAUAUUACAGUAAUAUACGACAUUAAUGAGACUCGGUAAUUAUUAUUGAGUACGUAUUAUUAUUAUUAUUUUUUUUAUUAUUGUUAUCAUCAUUUUUAAUAUGGUGUCUUGAGACAUAAAACACUCUUACUGAUUUUAAUGUGUACCUGCAUGCCAGCACAGUGUGUAAGUUUAUUUAGGUACAGGUAUACAUAAGUAUCAGUCUGUCUGUAGUGGAAGGAAGGCGGGGUAGGGGUCGGCCUAGGAAAGGUUGGAGGGAGGGGGUAAAGGAGGUUUUGUGUGCGAGGGGCUUGGACUUCCAGCAGGCGUGCGUGAGCGUGUUUGAUAGGAGUGAAUGGAGACGAAUGGUUUUUAAUACUUGACGUGCUGUUGGAGUGUGAGCAAAGUAACAUUUAUGAAGGGGUUCAGGGAAACCGGCAGGCCGGACUUGAGUCCUGGAGAUGGGAAGUACAGUGCCUGCACUCUGAAGGAGGGGUGUUAAUGUUGCAGUUUAAAAACUGUAGUGUAAAGCACCCUUCUGGCAAGACAGUGAUGGAGUGAAUGAUGGUGAAAGUUUUUCUUUUUCGGGCCACCCUGCCUUGGUGGGAACCGGCCAGUGUGAUAAUAAAAAAUAAAAAAAAAUAAGUAUACAUAAGUAUAAUUAUCAGAGAAUAUAUAAAAUAUGAAAUAAAUUUUAAAAACACUUGAAAUUUUGGAAAAUUUCCAGAUAUAAUGGAGAGAUGUGAUGCUCACAGAGCUCAUGGAGAAUGUAAACAAACCGGGUGGGGCGCGGUGACCAUAUUAGAAAGUGAGGUGGGGGGGAGCUGUAUAGUGAGUUUCGGUCAUAAUUUGAAAUGUCCGUAUUAACGGCACACCAUAAAGCAAAACGCCAUAAAGUGGGGCCGUACUGUACUGUAAUGUAGUGCUAUUGUUGGAAGAUUUUUAGAUACAUACGAUCCCCAUAAUUCACAGAAAUAGGGUUACCAGAGGUAAUGUGAAUUCUGAAGUCACAAAUAAUAGAAAACUACACAUCUGAGUUAUUUAAACUUUUUGGCUUUAUCUUUUCAUGUAUUGCUCUCAUCUGUUUAAUAAUGACAAUUAAAAAAAAAGAGCACAUUCUUAAUAAAAUCAUUGGGUUAGUUUUCAAUUUGGGGGUUGUAUACCAGGCAGAUAAAUAGCAGGCACCAAGAAAAAUCAUGAACAAAGCUGUCCACAAAAUGGCCUUUGUCAGAAACAAUGUAUAAUAGAUUUGUGAAGCACAUGAAUUUCUGGGUUUGAUUGCAAGUAUUUUAGCUUAAGGUCUUUAAUUUACCACAUGCAGAACAAUUAGCUUGCUGAUUGUCUGGCUCCUUUGAUGAGAGGUCACUCCAGAUUUUAAAAAACUCUGGAUAUUGACAUUUUUUUUUUUUUUUUUUUUUUUUUUUUUUUUUUUUUUUUUUUUUUUUUAUGGUCUCUAUCUGUUCAGGUGCUCUGUAUGAAACAGAUAAUGUUAAAAGAAAUGCUCUGCUUGACUAGGGGCUUUUGAAAAUACAGUAUAUAAAAUAGAUUUCACCUAUCAUAAUUUUGUAAUAGUUAUAUUUUCAAAAUAAUUUUUUUUUGUUCACUGAAUAAUUUAUUGUAUUUUAUGAAGGAAAAAUUAAAGCUUGCCAAACAUAUUUUAAUCAAUAGAGUACCAAAGUCAAAAAUGAAAAUUCAUUCCAUUAUGUACUGAAUUAUGUCUGUCAUGGUAAAUAUCCUCAGUUUCAACCUGUUUAAUUAUUGAUAUCACUAUUGCUGUUUUUUAUAAUUACUGAAAUGUGGUCUGAAAUAUAGUGCCAGGUAUGUUUGUUUUAGUUUUAGGACCUUAUUGAGAUAAUGUACAGUAAUUGUUUUGUGACGAUUUAUUUUAACAAUAUUGGUCUUUCAUGCAUUACUAUCACAGGUUGUUUUCAUUAAAUGCGAUCUGUAAUAUAGUUUUAAAUAUUUUUUGCUUUACAGUAGGGAUGCAAAACUAGCAGCUUGUGACCCAUGAGUAGCUCAGUUAAUAUCCUUGAUGUUUUGUCUAAAAAAUCAAAUUAUCACUGACUGACAUUAUACCUUCCAUUGCCUUUACACAGUUUACAAUCUCUACAAUGUAUACUCCAUGACUUACUUUUUUAGUCAUUAUUAUUUGGUACUUUAUACAGUACCUAGGUGGAUAAAUCUUAUUAAGCUUACAUGGCCCACUGGUGAGAGAACUGGGCUGUUUCAGGACUGGAUUGCCAUGGGUUCCAAUGCUGCUUAUCCCAUGGGUUUUUUGAGGGAGAAGUUUUAAGUAAUAAUCAUACAAAAAAAUGCGAAAGUACAAUAUUAAUGAGAGUCUGUAGUACCUAUAGUUAAUUAAUACCUAAUAGUGAGAGGUUAAAAUUUCAGUCACCAAAGUGUACACUAGGACAGACUGUGGAUGUGGUAAUCAGGAAGACUGCUACAGCAAGAGCUAAGUCACACUGGCCGAUUCCCACCACCAAGGCAGGGUGGCCCGAAAAAGAAAAACUUUCACAAUCAUUCACUAGUGUAUGAAAUUGUAAAAAGUACACUGCAGUGGUUCCUAAACCUCUGGAUCAUUUUUGUCACUGAAAAGGAAAGAGCAGUUCUAGAGCUUGAAAACAAAGUUGCUCUCUGUGACCUAGAAUUUGUUGAUAUUGCCAGAUACCUAAAGAACUUCAAUAAUGUACUUCAAGAGAGUAUUCUGUUUCUUUCACAACUUGCUAAAUAUUUUCUUAAGCUUUUCAGUGCAACAUUUCUGCUGUUUGUCAUAAUGCCUUUAAGGUAAACUAUAAAAUUUUCCAACAUAUCAAAAAAAAAAAAAAAAAUUGAAAAGCAGUGCAAAUCACAAAUCUAAAACUUGUGCAAGAGACUGAAUUCUUCAUGAAUAUUUUAAUAAAAAUUUUAGUGAUUUCAAGAAUAAAAAAGAUUUGCAGCUGUUCAGCAAUCCUUUAUCGUUUAACAGUGAGCUAAAAUCCCACUUACAACUGAUUAAUUUAUAUAAGGUAACCUCAUUUCUACAGGAGUAGACCUCAAGAUAAUUAUCUAUUAUUUGUAAUAAAAGGUUGCUAUUUAUGUAUACUCAUAUGGCUCCACUUGUGUCUGUGAACAAAUAAGCAAGCCCCUCUACAUUUAAUUAUGUGACUGGCAAUAGUGAAAUUUAAUCCUAACAUCAAAAACUUUGUUUCACAAACAAUGUAAGAAAUCCCACAGAGAUGCUGUUUAUUCUCUCAGUAUAAACACUAUACAGACUAAAUAAAAUAUAUUCUGUUCUGUAUAUUGGAAACUCCUGAAAGCCUAUUGUGGGUUAUCAAAUGUGCUUUUAUUACACACAUCAGUGAAAAAUUAGAGUACAGCAUAGACUGGGUAUCCCUUAUCCGAAAUUCCAAAAUUAGGAAAGCUCCAAAAUCAAAAAUAUUUUUCGAGUUCUGACAUGACACCACAAAUGGAAAAUUCCAGUCGGCUCUAGGGAGGCUCCCAGGCACUACACAGGCCUCUUCAUAUGCAAACAGUUGCAACAUGUGAUCUCACAUACCCUGGAUGGGGCUCUGACACUGUUUCCGUCACUUUAUCAACAGUCAUCACUGUCAGACCUACGUGCAUUACUCGCUGUGAUUACAGUGUAUUUUGUGUUCAGUCUCUGCUCUGCGGUGUGAAUAUAUUGUUGAAAAUGUCCAAAAGGCCUGUAGAUACCCCUAUGGGUAACUAACAAGAAAAAAUAGUACAGUGGACCCCCGCUUAACGAUCACCUCCCAAUGCGACCAGUUAUGUAAGUGUAUUUAUGUCAGUGCGUUUGUACGUGUAUGUUUGGGGGUCUGAAAUGGACUAAUCUACUUCACAAUAUUCCUUAUGGGAACAAAUUCGGUCAGUACUGGCACCUGAACAUACUUCUGGAAUGAAAAAAUAUCGUUAUCCGGGGGUCCACUGUAUACAGUAACCUCGUAACCAAAAGACGGCAUCAUAGGUGGAGACCAAAAGCCUGCUGUUGUUUAUUUCUUUUAAAUAGCUGAUGCUGCUGUGCUGCUUUUGUUAUUAAAAAUUUUGUUUUUGGUAUUAAAAAUAUUGUGUAAAACUAUCUUCAGGGUGUGUGUAUAAGCUGUUUGUAAUAUAUAAAUGGAUUUCGUGUUAGACUUGGGUCCUAUCCCAAGAUAUCUCAUUAUAUUUCAAAAUCUAAAACACCUUCAGCACCACAUAUUUCAGAUAAAGGAUACUCAACCUGUAUAUGAUUUAACUUUCUAAGAUGUACUGGGAUUUACAUAAAUGUUAUGACCCCUGCUCAUUGUCUUCAUAUGCUGCUCCAAAAGGUGAAAAAGUUGUCUCCCUACUUAAAAGUAAUUGUUGGAUUAUUUUAAUAUGCUGUAAUGGUUUUCUAUCAUGCUUUGAUGUAGAGCUCUAAAGUAUAAUACUUGUAUUAUUAACUUCUGUCUACAUUUGUAUGAUCUAAUACUUAUAUUUUAUGUACUCUGGUAAUUUUGGAAUAAAAUUAUUAUUACUGAUAGUAAUAUUAUUAAA